This is a messenger RNA of Funneliformis geosporum, 694 nucleotides long. Lineage: Eukaryota; Fungi; Glomeromycota; Glomeromycetes; Glomerales; Glomeraceae. The record is from the annotation of a GenBank genome assembly.
AGCAUGUUCCAAAACGUAUUCAAUGCUGCUUAAAGAAAAAUUUAAACUCGAAGAAAAAUUCAGAGAAAUGUCCCAAAAAUAUAAACAAUUCGAAGAUAAUUUGUCAAGACUUCGUGAAGAAUAUGAAAAAGAAAGUUCCAAUAAGAAUUUUGAAAAUUCUAAACUUCAAGAAAAGUUCAAAGAAAUUUCCGAAAAUUAUAAACAAUCCGAAGAAGAGGUUGCAAAGCUUCGUAAAAAACUAAACGAAUAUUCCAAUGCUAAUUCUGAACUUAAAGAAAAUAAUAAACAAUACGAAGAGGAUUUUGCGAGACUUGGUAACGAACUUGACGAGACGCGUAAAAAAAAAACAUCUUUAGAAAGAAAGCUCGCAGCAAUUCUCGAAAGAAAUAAACAAUCCGAAGAAGAAUUUGCAAGGCUUCGUAAAGAACUUGACGAAUAUUCUAACAAGAAUUUAAUGUUGCAUAAAGAAAAUUCCGAAUUUCAAAAAAAAAUUAAACAAUUCGAAGAAAAUUUUGCAAGACUUUGUAAAGAACUUGACAAGUCGUGUAAAAAAAAAUCAUUGUUUGAAAAAAAGCUCAUAGAAAUUUCCGAAAAAUAUAAACAAUCCGAAGAAACUUUGAUGAGACUUCGUGAAGAGCAUGAAAGAGAACGUUCCAAUAAGAAUUCAGAAAAUUCUAAGCUCAAACAUUCCUAA